CGCCUGCUGUAGCGCCUAGAAACUCUAUGGCGCCGGGGGCGGCCCCGCGCGCCGGCCCGCGCGAGGCGUCCGCUGCGCGCUGAGGGCAGCCCGGGGCGCAGCGGGCCGCGCUCGCCGCCACCGGCCAUGCUGCGGCUGCUGCUGCCGCCCGCGGGCCUCCGCCUCUGGCCGCUGCGCCCCGCCGCCGGCCAGGGCACCCGCGACCACCCCCCCGUGCACAUGACGCUCCGCGACCGCCUCUUCGCCACCGUCGUGGCCUGCUUCAAGCGGCACGGGGCGGCCGCCAUCGACACGCCCGCGCUGGAGCUCCGGGAAACGCUCAUGGGGAAGUAUGGAGAUGACUCCAAGCUCAUCUACGAGUUGCAGGAUCAGGGGGGAGAACUGCUGGCCCUGCGCUACGACCUGACUGUGCCGUUCGCUCGCUAUUUGGCAAUGAACAAAAUCACCAACAUUAAGCGCUACCAUAUCGCUAAGGUGUACAGGAGGGACAACCCGGCCACGACCAGGGGCCGCUACAGGGAAUUCUACCAGUGCGAUUUUGACAUUGCUGGCCAGUUUGACCCUAUGAUUCCUGAUGCUGAAUGCCUCAAAAUAGUGCAUGAGAUCCUGAGCGAGUUGCAGCUUGGGGACUUUCUCAUUAAGGUCAACGACCGACGCAUUUUGAAUGGUGUGUUUGCCAUUUGUGGCGUCCCAGACAGCAAGUUCAUAACCACGUGCUCUACCGUGGACAAGCUGGACAAGAUACCGUGGGAGGAUGUGAGGAGUGAGAUGGUGGGAGAGAAGGGGCUCUCUCCUGAGGCUGCAGAUCGCAUUGGGGAAUACAUCCAGCUCCAUGGUGGCCUGGACCUAAUUGAGCAGCUCCUCCAGGACCCAAAGCUAUCUCAGAACAAACUAGCCAAGGAGGGGCUGGGGGACAUGAAGCUGCUGUUUGAGUACCUGACACUGUUUGGCAUCACAGGGAAGAUCUCCUUUGACCUGAGCCUGGCGCGCGGUCUGGACUACUAUACGGGGGUGAUCUUUGAGGCUGUGCUGGUACAGCAGAAGAAUAACCAAGUGGAGGAGCCGGUCAGCGUUGGGAGUGUGGCUGGAGGCGGUCGCUACGAUGGGCUGGUGGGGAUGUUUGAUCCCAAGGGUCGGAAGGUGCCCUGUGUGGGAGUCAGCAUUGGGAUUGAGCGCAUCUUCUCCAUCAUGGAGCAAAGAGUGAAGGCCUCUGGGGAGAAGAUUCGUACGACUGAGACGCAAGUGCUGGUGGCUACGCCUCAGAAACACUUACUUGGUGCGAGACUGAAGCUCAUCUCUGAGCUGUGGGAUGCAGGCAUCAAGGCAGAGAUGCUCUACAAGAAGGACCCUAAACUGCUGAAACAGCUGCAGUACUGUGAGGACACAGGGAUUCCCCUUGUAGCCAUCAUAGGAGAGCAAGAAUUGACAGAUGGAGUUGUCAAACUGCGAGUUGUCACAACAAGAGAAGAGGUUAAUAUCCCGAGAGAGAAGCUCGCUGAUGAAAUCAGAAGAAGGCUGGAGCCCUGCAGCCUUUCUGUGCAGAGCUGCUUGACUGUGUGAACUGCUGUGUCACUGGAAACCCCCAGAGCACUUAGCCAUCAGCUGCCCACUGAGCUGUGGUCACCACCUGUUACCCUGAGGCUCAUCUGCCUAGGCCAAGGCAGUGUUGAAAUGGGGUAUCUGCCUGGAAGGAGCAGACAGGUUUUAAAAGGCACAGACCAUGCAGUCACCUUGUUAACCUUCUGGUUAACUGAUCUGAGGAGCAGCACAAGUUUGUGCGCUCCUACUAUCACGGUACCAGUAACCAUGUGGCAACUUCUACGUGCUGUGCGCAUCAGCUUGGUGACGGGGAGGGAACCUGCGGCUGGGGUGCCGAGAGGGUCAGCGGUGGGGGUCAGGUUCGCGGAGGAAGCUCUGCCGGUGCUCCGAGAGGUUCAGGACUUGCGUGAAAACCAGUCAGCCUACGCUGCGGUGCAGGCUGCGAAGGGUCAGGCCUGGCCUGCAGCCCCUGGGGAGGAGCCGAGCCUCGGGGGCUCUGCUGGCCAGCGCGAGGGGAGGUGAGCGGUGUUUGUGAGGUGUUCCUCCUCCUCCUUCUCCCCAGGUCUCUGCUGCAGAAUAUUGCAGCAAACCCGGGGGCGAGGCCGCUGGCCGGCGACCCUGCGUGGGGGGACGCGCAGGGGGCGCCUCCGCCCCUUGCCGGAGCCGGGCCGCCCCUUCCCGCCGCUGGGGCUCACAGGGGGUGCGCGCAGAGCACCUCUGCGUAUUUUUUUUUCCUAAGAACGAACGAACAAAUGAAUGAAUAAAUAAAUGAAGUGGAGGAAAGCGCA
Molecule: messenger RNA, 2327 nt
Organism: Dromaius novaehollandiae (emu)
Lineage: Eukaryota; Metazoa; Chordata; Aves; Casuariiformes; Dromaiidae
Product: histidine--tRNA ligase, cytoplasmic-like
Exons: 12
Coding region: 127-1560 (477 amino acids)
Biological process (GO): histidyl-tRNA aminoacylation; mitochondrial translation
Cellular component (GO): mitochondrion; cytoplasm; cytosol
Molecular function (GO): ATP binding; RNA binding; identical protein binding
Source: RefSeq, a predicted model, not a curated record